AUGAAGUCAUUGCAGUGGCGAUCCACGACCACGCCGAUAUCCGUCAAACUGGCUCUUUCUCUACUGUUGCCUAACAUUGUAGAGGCGACAGCUUCCAUGAACAUGAGCGUGCGACUCGUGGAAGUCUUAAAAGCGGCGGUGAAGCCACUUCCCGCCCUCACGGAUGAAUCAUUCAGCUCCCAUUUUGACCACUUGAAGAAUUACAAGGUAGUCCUACUAGGAGAUGGGACUCACGGGACGUCAGAGUUUUACACUGCCCGUGCGGAGAUUACCAAACGGCUCAUUAAAAAGCAUGGGUUUGAUACUGUGGCGUUGGAAGCGGACUGGCCUGAUGCAGAAGAGUUGGACAGAUACGUUCGACAGCGACCCGGUCUCAAGGGAAGCCUUGAGAAGGGAAAAGAUGAGCCCUUCCAGAGGUUUCCAACUUGGAUGUGGCGGAAUAAGGAAAUGCAGGAUCUUGUUCAUUGGAUGAGGGACCAUAAUGCUACUCUCCCUGCGCAGAAAAGAGCUGGGAUCUAUGGACUUGACUUAUAUAGCAUGGGCAGGUCUAUCGACGCCGUCAUCAAGUAUCUUGACAGCGUAGACCCAGAAAUGGCAAAACUAGCUCGUCAGAGAUACGGCUGCCUGCAGCCCUGGGUUGACGAUCCGGCAGCAUACGGAUUUGCGGCUUUUACCAACACAAAAAUGAAAACGUGUGAGGAGCAGGUUGUUCGCAUGCUCCGGGAUUUGCUGAAGAAGAGAUUGGAAUACUCCGCUACCCAACAUGAUGGCGAUGAAUUUCACAGCAUGGAACAAAAUGCAUACCUCGUGGCGGACGCAGAAUCCUAUUAUCGUGUCAUGUAUUCAAGCAGAUUCGAAUCCUGGUCACUGAGAGAUUCGCACAUGUUCGAAACCCUUCAUCGCCUCCUAGACCACAGGCCAGCAGGUUCGAAGGCCAUUAUUUGGGCCCAUAACAGCCACAUUGGCGAUGCAAGGUAUACCAGCAUGGGCAGGUAUCGUGGCGAACUCAACAUCGGGCAAUUGUGCCGCGAGAACCUGGGACGCCAGAACGUCGCAUUGAUUGGCUGUGGAACACAUAUAGGCACCGUUACUGCUGCGCAUCAAUGGGAUGGGGAUGCAGAGGUAAUGAACGUCCGACCGUCUCGUUCUGACAGCUGGGAGCACUUGGCGCAUCAAACUCACAUCCCGUCCUUUUACCUUGAACUCCGUCAGGGCAUAGCAGAUUCGCAGGUUCGCCAGGAAAUUCACAGGGCAUCACCACGGCUCGAGCGAUUCAUCGGCGUCAUAUAUCGACCAGAAACAGAGCGAACGUCCCACUAUUCCGGGGCUGAUCUUGCAGAUCAGUUAGAUGGUUAUAUCUGGUUUGAUGAAUCGCAUGGAGUUCGGCAAUUGGAGACGACCCAGCCGCAUACUUCCCUUGGAUUGGAUGAGACAUAUCCUUUUGGCUUAUGA
Messenger RNA from Ophidiomyces ophidiicola, 1452 nucleotides. RefSeq lists its product as uncharacterized. The record is from RefSeq and is a predicted model, not a curated record. Gene Ontology annotation, biological process: response to antibiotic. The transcript has a single exon. Lineage: Eukaryota; Fungi; Ascomycota; Eurotiomycetes; Onygenales; Onygenaceae. Bases 1 to 1452 code for a protein of 483 amino acids.